GCUGUUAGCUGCUGGCAGCUGGAGUGUGCUUGUAGGAAUUAGCUGUUUUUGUCACAUUCGUGCCUGCUCUGAACUAUUGUAUAUUAUUCUAAAUUUAACCUGCGUUAGAGGCGUUAUUUGUGUAGGCGACAGUAUGUCGACGGGAUCUCAGUGAGACAACGAGAUGGAGCGAAUACAUUCAUGUCCAGAUGGACGCCAACCACGUGGUAGUUAACACGGUUGCCGCUGCCGCACCAAAUCAUGUUUCAAAUCACAAUAGUUUAUUAAAACCCAACUAGUUUCCACUGAGCGCCAUUAAUAACCACUUUCUGGAUGGAUGUAUGCCCUUUGGGUUCGCCCAGCAGGUUUUCGGCUUCGGUAUUUGCGUGUUUAAACAGCUGCUCCCUGUAGCGUGCGACGUUGUCAUGUGCUAAAAUUAGCUUAGCUUGGCUAGCAAGUCAUAUGUCGCUGCGCACUUUAAGUGGCAACCGUGUGGACUGUGAUUGGGUUUCUUUACACCUGUGUUCACGACAUUUGUAUUAUUUAAAUAUGUCGCUCGACACAAGCGAGGGUACACACAUGAGUAUAUCUGCCUCUAACUAACAGCAGACAAAGCCUCAGCUCGAUGCUAAUGGCGUACAGCAUUGUUCUCGGUGCCAGGGGGGCCUGCUGCUUCUGCAGGUGGUGUCACAUUUCACUAACCGCUACCGCUCGAAGACGCGCCCCCUAGCGGUAGAAAUGAAAGGAAGCGUAUUUCUCCAGAAUGUGACGUCAUUCCACAGCUGGCUUGUUGUUUUUAAAUCUCUUUUCUGAGAUUUGUUUCAGCCAAGUUGGUUGUAUGUUUUUGUAGUUAUUCUGAACUAAACAUGCUUUGUUUAUAUUAGCAAAACAUUAUAUGAAUAAACUGUCUAAUCUAUUCAUGGAUGUAAAACCUUUUAAAAGUUGUAAUACUGGCAAAAUUGCCAACUUUUAACAAAAUGUAGGUGUUGCCAUAAAGUGUUGGCACAAUAUGUGAGUCUUAUACCUUCGUGGUUAGAGUAAAUCUCAGUUAAUUGACCUGGAACUGUUUUCAUUGCAUUUGUUACUGUAAAAUAUUCACGGCAACAGAAAUUGAGUGUGCAUUAUUUUUCAAAUGAAACAGUGUUGUUGCUUUGAGCUACAAAAUAUUCAAGUUUAUUUUUUACACAAGUCAGCCAUGUUAGGUUUUGAGGUCAAGGUUGGUAAGAAACCAAUUCUUUUUCCACACACAACUUCAAAAAUCCAAUAUUUACUUUUUCAAAUGUCAUUCAGGGUGAUGUUACUUGGCAAUCUUAUUCUAAAACAAUUGAAAAAAUGUAUGUCGAAUAUCAAUUUUUAUGGAUCUUGGGUUGUUUUUUUACAGGUAUUUGAAAACAAUGAACCAACAAACUAUGGAUGAUUUUUCUUUUAAACCCCAAAAGAAACUUAAGCAAGCUUCUGUUGCACCAGAAUUCAGAAAUUACACAAAAAUGCAAUUUGCAGCUUUAAUUCCCAAGGAAUAAAAUAAAACUCAAGGGUACGAAUAUUAAAAAAUUGCUUAUUGAAAGUGUUUUUCACAGAAAUUCUCCAGUGAGGAGAGUCUCUUUAAUCAGUGAAGGUAUUGUAGGUGGAACCUGAUAACUACAAGUUUGUCACCUGCUCACUCUUCUUUCUGAGGAAAAACCCAAGUUAAAAAACAACAAACUCAAAUUCACCUUCAAGUUUCUGUUUAAAACUUUAAGAAAUGUUCCUUUUUUUAAAAAAACAAAAAAACGUUUAAUUAUUCCAGAUUUCCCUGCUGUAGAAGCUACUUGAUGUCAGUGAAACUGAGGCCUGUAUUAAAAACCGACUGAAGUUUCUCACUCAGACAGCAGAGCGCGGCUGCUCGGCGUCGCCUGCGAGCUUUUACAGCCACGUGAACCGUGUCGCUUCUGACCUUCUGACUUCAACUUUGCAGAUCCGGUUCUUCAGGUUUGUUGUGACCGUUUAUGUCGUUAGUGGUGCCCCCGCCCCCUCACAGUAAAUAAGAGCGAGGCUUUUUACUAUCCCGGCGCUGUGAGCUCGAGAGGGGCAGCAAGUUCAGCCAAACUCGUGACCUCUGGAGCCAGACGUCAGGAAUGUGAAGAGGUCACCAUCAAAGUUAUAAGUUAAAGCCUGGCGAACAUCCCCCUCAGUCCGGAGACGGCCCAGGACCAGGAGAGACGGAUCCGUCGGGAAAUCGCCAACAGCAACGAGCGGCGGCGUAUGCAGAGCAUCAACGCUGGAUUUCAGUCCCUCAAAACACUCCUGCCACACACAGACGGGGAGAAGCUCAGCAAGGCCGCCAUCCUUCAACAAACAGCGGACUACAUCUUUACCUUGGAGCAGGAAAAAACCCAGCUGCUAACCCAGAACAACCAGCUCAAGCGCUUCAUCCAGGAGUUUAGCGGCUCCUCGCCCAAAAGGAGGCGAGCCGAGGAGAAGGACGAAGGCAUCGGGUCUCCGGACACGCUGGAGGAGGAGAAGGUGGAGGAGCUGAGGAGGGAGAUGAUCGAGCUGCGGCAGCAGCUGGACAAGGAGCGCUCGGCUCGCAUGCAGCUGGAGGAGCAGGUGAUCUCAGCUGUGCGGUCUCUGGACGGCCAGCUGCACCCAGAGCGUCUGAAGGUGAUCACCCAGCAGGUGGAGGAGGAGCAGGCCCUCAUCCAGAGCCAGACGCUGCUGCGGCUACAGCAGAUCCACGCCGCCGCCGCCGACAGACAAACACACAGUCCUCAGGUGCUGGCUCCGCCCACUCCGCCUGCCCCAACCCACCACCCCACUGUCAUCGUCCCAGCUCCAACACUAAACCAUCAUGUCACUGUGGUGACCAUGAGCCCAUCUGUCCACACCAGCACCGUGUCCACUUCCAGACAGAACCUGGACACCAUUGUGCAGGCCAUCCAGCACAUUGAGCGCACCCAGGAGAGAAGAGGCAGCUCCGAGGACGAGCAGAGGAGAGCAGUCAUCGUCAGCCCCACCCACGUCGCCAUGGACACUGCCUGCUCGGACACAGACACGGACACGGAGGGUGAAGAUUGUUUGAUGAACUGACCCGCCCCCACCCUGAACUCCUGCCUAUCCCCGCCCCUCCAACACGCACACAAACACUUAAGACACCCUACUCACUGUAAGAUUCCCUCCAGGAGCUUGACUACUCAUGUUAAUCUGUCUUUGGCAUUACCUAAACUCCUAAAUCCAGUGGUUUAAGCUCUGCGUCAAGUUUUGUACUGUAAUUUUUCAGAGUAUUGAAGAGGUAGGAAGGUCAGCGUGCAGGAUCCAUUGGAUCUCUGCAGCUACUUGAAUAAUCAAACGGUCUACUUGUAGAAAAAAAGAAAAAAAAAGGCUGUCUGCCCCGUUGUUUCUCGUUUGUGCGUGCUCUCCAUAUAGUCCCAGAAUCAUCGUCGCCCUCUUUCUGUCACUCCUGACAGUGCAGCUACAAUCUAAUGGAGUCAAUUUAUCAGAAAGAUGAAUGUAACGACACAAUAAGCAAGGAGAUCCUUAUUCACAUGUUUUGUUUGUCGUAUAUUUCUGGUGGCUGUCAAAUCUUAAGCUAUUAAAUACUAAAUUUAAAAAUUUGAACCUA
Messenger RNA from Xiphophorus couchianus (Monterrey platyfish), 3577 nucleotides. RefSeq names its product transcription factor AP-4-like. The coding region runs from base 2221 to 3045 and encodes 274 amino acids. The record is from RefSeq and is a predicted model, not a curated record. NCBI's taxonomy places the organism in Eukaryota, Metazoa, Chordata, Actinopteri, Cyprinodontiformes, Poeciliidae. The transcript has 7 exons. Gene Ontology annotation, molecular function: RNA polymerase II cis-regulatory region sequence-specific DNA binding; protein dimerization activity; DNA-binding transcription factor activity, RNA polymerase II-specific. Gene Ontology annotation, cellular component: nucleus. Gene Ontology annotation, biological process: regulation of transcription by RNA polymerase II.